AGUUGGCUCAGUCCGGCGUGAAUGUAAUGUGCAAAAUGUGCUUCUUGGGAGAAAGCCAAGAAAGUGAGAGAGAAAGGAGGAUGCUUUCUUGUAAAAUCUGUGGCAAGAAGUACAAUAAGAAUUGUGUAAAGUCUUGGGCUCAACAUAUAGAUUUUUUUCAUUGGAGUUCAUGGAGUUGUCCCUCGUGCCGUGUUUGUGAGAUUCCAAAUGGAUUGCUGCAAGAUUGCAAGAGUCUGCAAAAUCUUUCUCUGCAUAACAAUCCCAUUUCAAUGGAUGAGUUUCGGCUGAUGGAAGGGCUGGACCUUGAAGACUGUCCUGAAAAAGAGCUUCUUGGUCAUGGGCUGACUUUACUAUGGCAGGCAACAAGGAUAACAAUACCAGAUUUCAUCACCUAGUUCAUCUGUUAUAUUUUGCAAUGAGUUCAUGUGUUUUAUGUAUUUGAUUUUGUGUGUUUUGAAUCAUUUUGGAAUCUAAAUUUUUUUUAACCCCUAAUC
Molecule: messenger RNA, 494 nt
Organism: Brassica oleracea var. oleracea
Lineage: Eukaryota; Viridiplantae; Streptophyta; Magnoliopsida; Brassicales; Brassicaceae
Exons: 4
Coding region: 27-395 (122 amino acids)
Source: RefSeq, a predicted model, not a curated record